Messenger RNA from Aspergillus clavatus NRRL 1, 315 nucleotides. RefSeq names its product mitochondrial 37S ribosomal protein bS16m. Gene Ontology annotation, molecular function: structural constituent of ribosome. The record is from RefSeq and is a predicted model, not a curated record. Gene Ontology annotation, biological process: mitochondrial translation. Lineage: Eukaryota; Fungi; Ascomycota; Eurotiomycetes; Eurotiales; Aspergillaceae. Gene Ontology annotation, cellular component: mitochondrial small ribosomal subunit; ribosome. Bases 1 to 315 code for a protein of 104 amino acids. The transcript is spliced from 3 exons.
AUGGUUGUCAGAAUUCGUCUGUCUCGCUUCGGCAACAAGCAUCAGGCCUUCUACAACAUCAUUGUUGCUCAAGCUCGGUCCGCUCGCGACUCGAAACCCCUCGAAGUCAUUGGCACCUACAAUCCCGUUCCCCAGCGCCCUACCAAUUUGUCCGAAGAGGAGGCUCAGCGAGCAAAGCCAUUCAAGGAGGUUUCUCUGGAUCGCUCACGAGCAAAGUACUGGCUUGGUGUUGGCGCACAACCGAGCGAGGGUGUAUGGCGCUUAUUGAACUUGGCGGGCCUUGUUCAACCUAAAUCGACUGCUCAGAGGCAAUGA